This is a messenger RNA of Trifolium pratense (red clover), 354 nucleotides long. Its product is annotated as acyl-CoA ligase gloD-like. The transcript has 5 exons. NCBI's taxonomy places the organism in Eukaryota, Viridiplantae, Streptophyta, Magnoliopsida, Fabales, Fabaceae. The coding region runs from base 1 to 354 and encodes 117 amino acids. The record is from RefSeq and is a predicted model, not a curated record.
AUGAACGUUCGCUCAGCGAAGGUUAGCGAGAGUGAGCGAACAGAGGCAGAGAGUUAUGGUCUGAUGGCGAGAGAUGGCGAGCUUCAGCGAACAAAUGAUGAGUCAGAUUUGAAUGGUAUAGACAUAUAUUGUUUAAAAUCAAAGAGUAAAGAUAAUCACUUAUUAAACUUCAAGAUAAAUAUUGUACACCCCUUUAAAGAUAGUGUUCCGGUUGCUCCUGCUGAUUUAGAAGCCGUUUUAAUUUUGCAUCCUGAAAUAGUUGAUGCUGCUGUUACAGCUGCCAAAGAUGAAGAAACUGAGGAGAUUCCAGUGGCGUUUGUGGUCAGGAAGGUUGGAAGUGUACUUUCUCCAUAG